Messenger RNA from Hemicordylus capensis (graceful crag lizard), 2256 nucleotides. RefSeq names its product E3 ubiquitin-protein ligase TRIM39-like. Gene Ontology annotation, molecular function: protein binding; zinc ion binding. Bases 728 to 2194 code for a protein of 488 amino acids. Lineage: Eukaryota; Metazoa; Chordata; Lepidosauria; Squamata; Cordylidae. The transcript has 7 exons. The record is from RefSeq and is a predicted model, not a curated record.
GUUAAUGGAACAGUUCUGGAGUGCUGGCUAAACACUCCAAUGGUACUGUUGGACUAAUUUGGAGAAUCAGAGUGGCUAUAGGGAACAGUCCAUUACAGUGUCAAUUUGUGCAAAAGUUUUGGUCUGGGUGGAAAGGGUUAAAUACCCCCUCCUAGAGGGCCAGUUCCCCAACCAAAUGAUAGAAGAUCUCCUUAUGCAUACAUGGCUGGCCAUACAUGGAGCAGCUUAGCAAUUUCUCUUCUGAAUAACUGGAAGCAGGGCACAGACCCAACAUCCAUUUUUCAUACCAGGGUUCAGCUCUGGAAAUAAAAAUCAAAACAAGUGCUUCUCUGGGCAUGGACAAAGGGCAUAUUUUUCAUUGCCAAAACGCACCCUAUAUCUAGCAUUUGAACAGGGCAGGGAGAAAGAGCACCGGUUUCUGCUGGCCCAAAGAGCCUACAAAAGAGGCUGAGGCUCCAAAAGUCUAGAAUGCCACUUUCAGAGUACGAGGUCCCCAAAGCUCCUUCUCCAUGCAUGUGGUUUUGAAUGGGAGGAAGUUUUGAGGCCUGCCUCUUUUGCUCCUGGGGAAGGCAACAGCCUCCGCCCCCUCCUUCUAGUCUGGGUCCAACGCUGAAAUCUGAUUUACUAGCACUGUCUUAGAGGAAGAGAAAGGCUCAGUGCUCUGACUGGGUGGGAGGGGCAGAGAGGAAAACAAGUUUGUUUUUGCUUGCAUCCUGAUGUCUGAGCCAUGGCUGCUCUCGGCCCCAGUGAGAGGUUUCAGGAGGAAGCAACUUGCUCCAUUUGCCUGGACUUCUUCACAGAUCCUGUCAUGCUAGACUGUGGGCACAAUUUCUGCCGAGGCUGCAUUUCCCAAUACUGGGGACCAUUAUCCGCAGUCACUGUCUGUCCUCAGUGCCGAGAGAGAGUUCAGGCAAACUUGAAGGCAAACAGGCAGCUGGCCAGUGUGAUUGAAGUAGCCAAAGAGCUGAGUGUGCAGACGAAGCAGGAAGCCGGAGCGGGGAGAGUCUGCGAGAGGCACCAGGAGCCCCUGAAGCUCUUCUGCCAGGAGGAUGAAGCCCCCAUCUGCGUGGUGUGCAACUUAUCCAAGGAGCACCGAGCUCACACUGUGGUUCCCCUGGAGGAGGCUGCCCAGGAAUACAAGAAUCAGAUCUGCACCUAUCUGGAGAGGCUGAGGAAGGAGAGAGAAGAAAUUCUCACAUAUAAAGCAGACACAGAGAAGGAAAGCCAAGGCUUCCUUAAGCAAACAGAAGCCGAGAAGCAGAAGAUGGUGGUUGAAUUCAGACAGUUACACCAGCUUCUGGAAGAACAGGAGAAACAUCUGCUGGUUAAGAUAGAAGAGGUGGAGAAGGAGAUUGCAAGAAACAUGGACAAGCAGAUGGCUGAACUGUCAAAGGAGCUCUCCUCUCUUGAAAAUGUUAUCCAGGAGAUGGAGCAAAAAUGUCAGCAGUCAGCGAGUGAACUUCUGCAGGAUGUUAGAAGCACCUUGCAGAGGUGUGAGAAGAAAAAGGUGUUUGAGAAUCCUGUGACUUUUCCUCCUGCUCAGAUGUGGAGAAUCCGGGAUUUGUUUGAUAGUAAACCCUUCCUGAAGGGUAUCAUGAGGCAAUUCGGAGACGAUUUGGUAUCUGAAUUUCAGCUGCAGAAAGCUAAUGUCACUCUGGAUCCAUUGACAGCUCAUCCCCAACUCAUCCUUGCUGAAGAUCAUAAAAGCGUGAGAAAGGGAAAGAAAUUGCAAAAUCUGCCCAACAAUCCUGAGAGAUUCAGCAAUGGCUGUGUUGUGCUGGGAUGUGAGGGAUUCACAGCAGGGAGACAUUGCUGGGAAGUUAGUAUGGGAAGUGGCGGAAACUGGGCUGUGGGUGUUGCAAGGAAGUCUGUGAAGAGAAAAGACCGUUUCAGAUGGGGUCCCAAGGAAGGGAUCUGGGCUGUGAUGAAGUGUGGUCAUGUGUUCCAAGCACUCGCUUCCCCUGAUGACAUUCCUCUGCACCUGAGUGGGGAGCCUCAGAGGCUCCGAGUGACUCUAAACUAUGCUGAGGGGCAGGUGGCCUUUUUUGAUGCCGACUCAGCAGCCCCCAUCUACGCCUUCUCAGAAUCUUCAUUCCGAGGACAGACCCUUCUCCCUUUCUUUUGGGUGGGUUGGAGAACAACCCUGACAGUCUCCCCCCGAGGAAGCGGAAGAGUGGAGACAGAUGAAUAUUAAGCUACAGAAAUUGCAAGUCAUGUAAAUAUAUCUAGUUGGUUUUUUGUUUUUUGGUUACACUA